CCGCAGCCUCGGAGAUGGCGGAGUGGAAGGAGGAGGUUGAGGUGCUGGUUCAGCGGGUGGUGAAGGACAUAACCGGUGCUUUCCGCAGGAACCCCAAUAUAGAUGAGAUUGGCUUAAUUCCAUGCCCUGAAGCGAGAUAUAACCGCAGCCCUAUCGUCUUGGUGGAGAACAAGCUGGGCGUGGAGAGCUGGUGCAUCAAGUUCCUGCUUCCCUACGUGCACAACAAACUCCUACUUCACCGGCAGAAGAAAAUGUGGCUUAACAGAGAGGAUCUGAUUGACGUGACCUGCACACUGCUGUUACUGAACCCCGAUUUUACUACUGCAUGGAACGUGAGGAAAGAGUUAAUAGAGUCUGGAACCUUGAAUCCAGUUAAAGAUUUACAUCUCGGAAAACUGGCCUUGACUAAGUUCCCAAAAAGCCCUGAAACAUGGAUCCACAGACGGUGGGUAUUACAACGCCUGCAGCAAGAAUAUGCUGUGCCUGCUAUGGGGAGCAAAGGUGGCCACUGCCCUGCUUCCACCGAGCGGAUCCAUGACGUUGUCCAAGAAGAGAUGCGUGUCUGCAGUGAAGCUGCAGGGAGAUACCCCAGUAAUUACAAUUCAUGGUCCCACCGCAUCUGGGUUUUACAGCACCUGGGAAAACUGGACACAAAGCUUCUCAUUAAUGAAUUGUCUUCCACCAAACAUUGGGUGUCCGUGCACGUGUCUGAUCACAGCGGAUUCCAUUAUCGCCAGUUCUUGCUGAAGUCUUUAUUGAAUAGAACCCCUGCAGACCAAGAGAACUCUGUGGCAUCUGCGGACUUGCUUGCAAACGAACAAAAUCACUGUCUUCCAUACGAAGAGGGGGGAAAUUGUGAGCCUCUCAGACUCGAUCUUCCCUUAUUGAUCGGAGAAGAAAUGGAUGCUAACAAAGAUUUAAUUGACUCCUAUCCAGGACACGAAGCACUUUGGUGCCACAGGCGCCAGAUAUUCGGCUUAAUUCAUCAGCUGCACAAUGAACAGUCUCAUUCAGUACCUUCACAAGUAAUACGCGUGGAUAGCGGCGACGGGACAGGAAACAGUUCGCAAAUUAGCAGCGGCUUCCUGGAACCCCCUGCCAACACCAUGGAUGUCGAUGGAGUGACCGACUCCAGCAAGCACAGCUACACCCAAGAGACAAAGCGGCUAAAACGUGCCCCUUUUCAAGACGCUAUAAACUACGACUCAGAGCUCAGGUUCAUUAGUGGUGUUUUAUCGAGCUGCAGAAAUGCUGCACAGUCCAGGUUCGCUGCUUCGUACAAGAAAUGGCUGCUCUCCUUACAAGCUCGCUAACCAAGGAACUGGAUUUCUUAUGGUGCAAUACUCUUUUCUGUAACCAUGAAUUACCAUGGUUCUAGACAUUGCAGACUAUGAGCCCAGGUUGGUUACCCUUAUGGGAAAUUGUGUUCGGGGGUUGACCAUCUUUUUUAUCCAAUUGUUACAUCAGAACAAGGAUUUUCAAACAAAAAAAGGAAACAUUUUUAACCUUUCUGUUAAAAAAUGUUACAUCUGUUGUUGUCUGGUCAGUUUAAGUGUUUGUUCACAUGUGUUAUUUGUAAAUAUACAUCUAGGCAUGGAAUGAGAGAGUGAGAGUUGGUCGCUUGAUGGUUCACAAUAUGUUUUAAUAUCUGUACAUUGCUGUGCAACCUCCAUCCUCUCCAUCCAUCUUUAAAUUAACCAUAAAGUUAAUUGACAAUAAAGUCUUAGCAGUCCAGAACGCCUGGAUGCAGAUAGAACACA
This is a messenger RNA of Spea bombifrons (plains spadefoot toad), 1760 nucleotides long. It is a transcript of the gene PTAR1, whose product is annotated as protein prenyltransferase alpha subunit repeat containing 1. Gene Ontology annotation, biological process: protein prenylation. NCBI's taxonomy places the organism in Eukaryota, Metazoa, Chordata, Amphibia, Anura, Pelobatidae. The coding region runs from base 15 to 1313 and encodes 432 amino acids. Gene Ontology annotation, molecular function: protein prenyltransferase activity. The record is from RefSeq and is a predicted model, not a curated record. Gene Ontology annotation, cellular component: cytoplasm. The transcript has 7 exons.